Molecule: messenger RNA, 852 nt
Organism: Colletotrichum abscissum
Lineage: Eukaryota; Fungi; Ascomycota; Sordariomycetes; Glomerellales; Glomerellaceae
Product: F-actin capping protein
Exons: 3
Coding region: 1-852 (283 amino acids)
Biological process (GO): cell morphogenesis; barbed-end actin filament capping; actin cytoskeleton organization
Cellular component (GO): actin cortical patch; cytoplasm; F-actin capping protein complex
Molecular function (GO): actin filament binding
Source: RefSeq, a predicted model, not a curated record
AUGGCCUCCGUCGACCCCUUCGACUCGGCUCUCGACCUCCUCCGCCGCCUGAACCCGAAACACACGACCGACCACCUGAAUGCAAUCAUUUCCCUCGCACCGGAUCUGACGGAGGACCUUCUCUCGUCCGUCGAUCAACCCUUGACCGUUAAGCGCUGCAAGCAGACGGGCCGCGACUACCUCCUCUGCGACUACAACCGCGACGGCGACAGCUACCGCUCCCCAUGGAGCAACCAGUUCGACCCGCCUCUGGACGAGGGCGGCGUUGGCGGCGUCGGUGCCGGCGGUAGCGAGGGCGCCGGCGAAGGCGCGAUCCCGAGCGAGAGGGUCCGCAAGAUGGAGGUCAAGGCCAAUGAGGCGUUUGACGUGUACCGAGAUCUGUACUACGAGGGUGGUGUGAGCAGCGUAUACUUUUGGAACCUGGACGAUGGAUUCGCCGGCGUGGUUCUCUUGAAGAAAUCCGCGACCCCCGGCGGAAGCGCAGAGGGCGUAUGGGACUCGAUCCACGUCUUCGAGGCCAUUGAGCGCGGCCGCACGACGCAGUACAAGCUCACCUCGACCGUCAUCCUCUCGCUCUCCACCUCGACGAACGCCCUGGGCGACAUGGACCUCAGCGGCAACAUGACGCGGCAGGUCGAGCAGGAGCUCCCCGUCGACGGCGACGAGAGCCACAUUGCCAACGUGGGACGGCUCGUCGAGGACAUGGAGCUCAAGAUGCGUAACCUGCUGCAGGAGGUCUACUUUGGCAAGGCCAAGGACGUCGUCGGCGACCUGCGGAGCGUGGGCAGCCUUAGCGAGGCUGGUAGGGACCGCGCGGCGCAAAGGGAGAUUAUCGGGAGCAUGCAGAAGUGA